Messenger RNA from Acanthochromis polyacanthus (spiny chromis), 1265 nucleotides. It is a transcript of the gene il12rb1, whose product is annotated as interleukin 12 receptor subunit beta 1. Lineage: Eukaryota; Metazoa; Chordata; Actinopteri; Pomacentridae. The annotation marks the transcript as partial. The record is from RefSeq and is a predicted model, not a curated record. The transcript is spliced from 7 exons. Gene Ontology annotation, molecular function: protein binding.
UCUCUGGCAGUUUGUGACAAAACGUCACUGAAUGAAAAAUUAGACAAGUCCACUUGCCUUCAGUGGUACGAACUCCAAAACCCAGAUUUAAGGCCAACAAAUGUGACAACUUUAUCAGGAAGAGGAACAAAGAAGAACAAAAAGAAACAAUUAAAACAGAACAUAAAGGACUACAUCCGCUACCUUUACUUUGAACACAGAUGUAAAGGUGGGAACCCACAGACUGUUAAAAUGUGUCUCUUUUAUCAGAGAGAGGGCGCACCAGCCAAAGAACCUCAGGGUUUAUUGGUUUUUAAUGAAGCACACAGCUCUGUUAACUUGUCGUGGAAGACGAUUCCGUAUAAGGAGCAGCGAGGCUUUCUCACACACUACAGGUUGUGCAGAGUGAAAAUCAGUUCACAGGAUGAGCCAGAAGUGUGCUCCAACAUAUCAGCCUCAACGGUAAAAUACCGUCUGGAAAACUUGACACCAGGAGCUAAAUACAACGUUAGCCUCGCUGGAGUUACACGGAAGGGAGAAGGACCAAAAGCCACGAUAACAAUCACCACGAGGCCAGAGAAACACUUGAAUGUGUGGUUGAGUUUAGGCUUGCUGUUUAUAUUCUUUUCCUUCACAAUGGUGUGCACCAUUGUCCUGAACAAAAUCAAAAAUAGGAUCUUUCCUCCUGUGCCAACGCCUGUUAUUCCAGAUUUCACGCCCUGUCCGAAGUGUGAGGAGAUGUUGGAGAACAAAGAGGAGGUCCAUGACCUGACGCUGUACCAAGUGCAUUCAGAGGGAAAGUCUCUCUCUGAGGAGGCAGAAGAGACCACGGUGCUCGGAGGAGAGUGGGGUGAUGGGACUGACGAGGACGUGGAGAAUGAGAGGAGUGACUCAGGAGGCUCCGAUGAUGAGUGUUUGAGUCCUAGUUCUGCAAAUCAGGCACUGAAGACAGACCUUGAACAGGUGGAAAAUGAACUCACCAUGCUGAUAUACAGAACUGGUUUAGUGUUUGAUACGAAGACAGACUUAUAGAUGGAUUUAUCUUUAAAUACCUCAUUGCACACAAUUGCACAAAGAUAGGCUUAUUUGUUGUCUCACACAGAAAACUGGACAAAUUUUCCACAAGCAAUGAUUUAUCUGCAAAAACAUUUUGUCAUUAAAGUUGUCUAGUUUUUAACUGUUUGACAUUAAUGUAUUUUUCACUUUUUACUCAUGUUUUAAUUACAAUGUCGGUAUGUGGCAGGAGGAUUGUUCAGCAUGUUUUGUCAAUAAACCUUUUUUUAAAU